Molecule: messenger RNA, 2771 nt
Organism: Prosopis cineraria
Lineage: Eukaryota; Viridiplantae; Streptophyta; Magnoliopsida; Fabales; Fabaceae
Product: putative DUF21 domain-containing protein At3g13070, chloroplastic
Exons: 14
Coding region: 518-2518 (666 amino acids)
Molecular function (GO): flavin adenine dinucleotide binding
Source: RefSeq, a predicted model, not a curated record
CUUCCCACUUGCGCAGCCGAAUUGUGCAUCAUCACUCAACACCAGCAGGGUUCAACGGUGACUGCAUUCCAAUUUCGGCUUCGAUUCCGCAACGAACAUCAUUAUGGCCAAGAAAUCAAAAUGCGAUUAUCUACUAAUCAAUCAUUCGCUUUCAUCUCUUCUCUCUCGCCUUCGUUCUCACAUUUAAAAUCUCCGUAAUCCAUUCUCUUCCCUACUCAUUUUCGCUACUUCCUUCUGAAAUAAAACCCUAGUUUUUUCAAGUCCCAAUUUCGAAGUUCCACUCCUGAGUCUUGAAAAACUCAACAGCCCAAUAAUUUAAACUUCCCUGUAUAUAUGUUUUCUUGUUUUUUUGUUUUUGGUUGCAUAACAUGACCACUGUUUUUACGUUUUUGUAAUAUCAGUUGCUAAGCAAUAAAAGAACCUCCAUUGAUUAAUUCAUUUUGUCUUUUGCAUUAUAAGGAAUUUGGGUUUUGGUUGUUUUUCUAUUUGUGGUAUUCAUCAUUUUUUUUUUCUGGAGAUGACAUUCCAAUCUUGGGUUCUUAGUCAGCCAGUCUUCAUUUCCGGCUCCAAAUUAAUUUACACUGCCUGUGAGAAUCGGCCAAAAAGAGUGCCGAUGAAAGUUUUGGCGACAGUCAGUAGUUACCCAUUUCCCGUCGUGUCAAAUUGUGUUGGUCCAUUCGCUUCUAGAAGUUUUUCUGCUUCCAGAUAUGGGAAAAAUGACAAGUUACGUGGCAGAGCUCGCUUGAGAUGUUUGUGUGGAAGUAAUGACUAUUUGGGUGGGAGCAAUUCUGUUUCAAAUGUAAAUACAAAGUUUAUUCUGGAAUUAGUGAAGAGGGGCAUAAUUCUGGCUGCAACGGUUUGUGGCAUGUUGGCAGUUGGAUGUCAACGAGUCUUUGCAAUUGAAGGUGUAGUAAACGCAGGAUAUGGAGUUUUUGGACAGAGCAUAUUGUUGCUCAGGAAUGCAUGGCCUAAAGUGUUACAAGUUCUUCGGAUGUUUAAAGAGCAAGGUUUGAUACUAGUUGUUCUUUUGGGUCUUUCGGCAUUUUUCUCCAUGGCAGAGACUUCAAUUACGACACUUUGGCCUUGGAAGGUUCGCGAGCUUGCUGAAAAGGAGUCUGAAAAUGGUGUCUUUAGACUACUCCGAAGUGAUGUUACUCGGUUCCUUACAACUAUACUUAUUGGCACAACUGUAGUCAAUAUUGGAGCAACAGCCCUGGUCACAGAAGCUGCAACUGCUAUUUUUGGUGAAGCUGGUGUUAGUGCUGCAACAGGAGUGAUGACUGUUGCCAUUUUGCUGCUCACAGAAAUCACUCCAAAGAGUAUAGCUGUUCAUAAUCCAACUGAGGUGGCCAGGUUUGUGGUCAGGCCAGUGGCUUGGCUUUCCCUGGUAUUGUAUCCAGCAGGAAGAAUUGUUACUUAUCUUUCAAUGGGGAUGCUGAAAUUGCUUGGCUUAAAAGGAAGAAGUGAACCCUAUGUAACUGAAGAUGAGCUGAAAUUGAUGUUAAGAGGUGCAGAGUUGAGUGGGGCAAUAGAGGAGGAAGAACAGGAUAUGAUCGAAAAUGUGCUGGAGAUAAAAGACACGCAUGUUAGAGAAGUCAUGACACCUCUUGUUGAUGUUGUUGCAAUCGAUGCAAGUGCAAGCCUUGUAGAUUUCCACGAUUUGUGGGUCACUCAUCAAUACUCAAGGGUGCCUGUUUUUGAGCAACGUGUUGAUAAUAUAAUGGGUAUUGCAUAUGCAAUGGAUCUCCUAGAUUAUGUUCAAAAGGGUGAGCUACUAGAAAGUACCACCGUUGGAGAUAUGGCCCACAAGCCUGCCUAUUUUGUUCCUGAUUCAAUGUCUGUUUGGAAUCUUCUCAGAGAGUUCCGAAUCCGAAAAGUUCACAUGGCUGUUGUGCUUAAUGAGUAUGGUGGAACUGUGGGAAUUGUAACUCUGGAAGAUGCUGUUGAGGAAAUUGUUGGUGAAAUCUUUGAUGAAAAUGACUCAAAGGAGGAGAUACAGAAAAAAACUGGGUACAUUGUCAUGCGAGCUGAGGGUAUAUUUGAUGUAGAUGCAAAUACAUCAAUCGAUCAGCUCUCUGAAGAUUUGAACAUCAAGAUGCCAGAGGGUCAUCAAUAUGAGACAGUUUCAGGCUUUGUAUGUGAAGCAUUUGGCUACAUCCCAAGGACAGGUGAGUGCGUCAAGGUGGUUCUUGAAAGGGAAGAUGAAGAUGAAAAUGAUGAGUCUAACGGUGAUAACCAGGAUGCAAAGGAGAAGUAUCAGGUUUUUAAACUUGAGGUACUAGCAGGAAAUGCCAGAAAGGUAAGCGCUGUUCGGUUUGAACGAAUAAACAACGAAGAAGAAAUGUUGGAGACGAAAGAGGUAGCUAGGCUGGUCCCAAAAAUCAUGAAGAAAAGGUGGAGUGAAGAAGAUUCUGAUGGUGCAGAGUACGAUGGAGAAGCAUUCUCAGAGAGACCACAGGACAGUCUAUCUGAUGAAGCUGAACAUGAAGAUGCUCAUGAUCGUUCUGGCAGACAUUAGGUUCUUGAUUUUUGAUUUUUGAUUUUUGUUUUGGGGCUUGUGCCAUGAAAAAGAUGUGAAGAUUUAGAGAGAUGUUAAAGAAUGAGAAUAAAUUCAAUGGAUAAUAGGGAGAUCAGUGGGAUGGGAUGCAUUUGCAUUGUUGUUGGCUUUAUUUGCGGCUUUUAUUUAAAACUGCUUGAAAGCCAUUAAUUUUGUCCGAGGUUCUGUUGAUAGAAUAAUCUCUAAGUUCAAUGUGGAGUUUGGUUUUCUCUGA